CGCGCUCUUCUGAGCCCGCCCCUCGACGCGCAGGAAAAGGACGUGUUUUUACUUCGUGUGCUCAUUGAAAGAAAUGGCUGGUAUCAAGCGUAAAUGCGUUUUUGGCUGUGCAAGUCCCAGGAGUUUGUUCAGUCUUCCCAAAUCAGAGUGUGUGCGACAGGAAUGGUUAGAAUUCAUUUAUGGAAAAGCCGCCCCAGCCGGACAGGUUUUACUUUGCGACCGUCACUUUACUGACGACUGCUUUGCUAACCUCGGCCAGUGCCGGAGUGGAAUGUCGAGGAGGCUGUGUCUGGAAAAAAACGCGAUCCCCACAAUAAUUUUUCCUGAUUCACCGACCAGUGCUAGCACAUCACUGGUCUCAUCCAGCCAAACUGGACAUGGUGAAUAUUAUCCAUCUUCAUCAUUGUCCACUUCUGUGAGAUCUGUUGCUGUGCAAACCUCCACAUCUGUGUCAUACAGAACGGUGGCAACGCAGUUAUCUGCUAGCACCCUGAAAUGCCAUGUGAGAAGUAAAGGUGUCCAGGCAGCAGCAGCUACAGCAGAAAAAUGCACAGACACUCAACAAGAUUGCUUUGGUAUAUUUUCAACACCUAUUGAAGGCUCAGCACCUGAAUUUGGUUCUCAACCAAUGAAGAGGCCACGCCUAAAGGAGGAAGAACAGGAAGAACUGAAGGAAGAGGAGGAGGAUGUGGAGAUUUCUGAAAUCGUGCUUACGGAUGACUUUAAAUAUGAACCUGGGGCAUCAACUUCGGCCGCAUCAAUUACAGAAACUUCUGUCCAGGCAGCAGCAACUACAGCAGAAAAAAACACAGAGACUCAACAACACUGGCUUGAUAUAUUUUCAACACCUGUUGAAGGCUCAGCACCUGAAUUUGGUUCUAGACCAAUGAAGAGGCCACGCCUGAAGGAGGAAGAACUGAAGGAAGAGGAGGAGGAUGUGGAGAUUUCUGAAAUCAUGAUUACGGAUGACUUUAAAUAUGAACCUGGGGCAUCAACUUCAGCCGCGUCUACGUCGGCCGCAUCAAUUACAGAAACUUCUGUUGCGAUGUUUUCUGUACACGAUUUACACUUUUAAUAAAUGC
Molecule: messenger RNA, 1082 nt
Organism: Salarias fasciatus (jewelled blenny)
Lineage: Eukaryota; Metazoa; Chordata; Actinopteri; Blenniiformes; Blenniidae
Exons: 3
Coding region: 74-1075 (333 amino acids)
Molecular function (GO): sequence-specific DNA binding
Source: RefSeq, a predicted model, not a curated record